Messenger RNA from Thunnus maccoyii (southern bluefin tuna), 3330 nucleotides. It is a transcript of the gene aspnat, whose product is annotated as N-acetyltransferase 8-like. Gene Ontology annotation, molecular function: L-aspartate N-acetyltransferase activity. Gene Ontology annotation, cellular component: mitochondrial membrane. The record is from RefSeq and is a predicted model, not a curated record. The transcript is spliced from 3 exons. Lineage: Eukaryota; Metazoa; Chordata; Actinopteri; Scombriformes; Scombridae. The coding region runs from base 364 to 1200 and encodes 278 amino acids.
CUCAAAAUACACACAUAAGCCUGCUCAGAUGCAGUGAGAGAGAGCGGCUCUGUUUUAUCUCUCCCUCCUCCCUCGUCCAUCAGCAUCUAACGGCGCACCGCUUCCACCAAUCUGUGCAGCGAGAGGACCACCCCAACCCCUGAACCUGAAUCUACCCGCCCUGCCCGCUUAUAAAUACUGCUUGACUCACGCCGGCAAGUCUUGGUCGUCAGAAACGCUCAGGGUUGCAGCAGAACAUCCCCCUUCGUCUUAUCCCCUUCAUCGUUUCUCUGUUUUUUAAGAAAACCUCACGCAUCAUCCAUUUUCACUCUCAUUCUUUCCCCCUUUUUUCCGAACUGUAGUUGUUUUUUUGCGGCCAGUUGCAUGCAUUUUUCGUCUCCCAAAAUGGUUUGCGAGACUAAAAUUGUUGCGGACGAACACGAUGCUAUACCUGGGACCAAAAAAGAGUCGAUCAUGUGGAGCUCUCCUCCGUCCAGCGCGGCUCUGAACCCCAGCGAGGCCAAGGAUGUGAGGAAAGAUGCGGUUUUUAUCCGCGAGUUCGAGCGCGGGGAUCAAGAGGAGGUGCGCCGCAUCUUUUACGAGGGUAUUAUGGAGAGGAUACCCAACACGGCGUUUAGGGGGCUCAGGCAGCAGCCCAAGACCCAGUUUUUAUAUGCUCUUCUGACAGUAAUGUGCUUUUUCGUGACCAAAUCCGUCACGCUGACCUGCUGUGCGCCCCUCAUUCUCAUGGGUGCGCGCUACUACUACAGCAGGAAAGUUAUCCAGAGUUAUCUGGACUGUGCUCUGCACACGGACAUGGCUGACAUAGAGGCUUAUUACAUGAAACCCACAGGCUCCUGUUUCUGGGUGGCAGUGCUCGACGGACGUGUGGUUGGCAUUGUGGCGGCGCAGGGCCGUGAGGAUGACAACACAGUUGAGCUACGACGCAUGUCGGUGGACUCGCACUACCGCGGCAAAGGCAUCGCAAAGGCACUGGGUCGUCGUGUUCUGGAGUUUGCCGUGCGCAACAACUACGCCGCCGUGGUCCUCGGCACAACGGCCGUCAAGUUGGCCGCUCACAAGCUGUACGAGUCGCUGGGCUUCCGCCGAACGGGCCAGAGCGAGGACUACAGGCUCCCUGGGAUGAGCCGCUCGCCGCUGGAGAGGCUCUUCUUCCAGAUCCGCUACAGCCGCUACCGCUUGCAGCUCCGCGAGGAGUGAGAGGUGACAGGGAGAGGGAGAGAGAGAUGGAGAGGGGGAGAUGGAGAAAGAGAGGGACAGAGAGAGAGAGCAACGACCCUCCUUCACCUGAGAGCCCCGACUGCAUCCUCUCCUCUGACAGCUUUUAUUUAUUUUGUGUCAUUAGAGAUAACUUCGAGUACUACUUAACACUUCUACUAUUUCAUCUUUAAAGUCACUAACGUUUUUAUUACUAUUAUGCUUUUGUUGCUGUUGUUUUUGUAUUAUACUUUUACAUUUUAAAUAAGAGUUUGUUUCUUUUCCUCUAUUUUAUUAAUCUAUUUUUUUGUACCUUUACCCCUCCCUUUCCAUUGUGGGAGAAAAAAAAAAAAUUGGCAUUCAUAGAAGACAUCUAAGUGGCAACCCAAUAGGCACCCUCCCUUGUCCCUUUGGUUUCAAGAUCAUGUGACUCAGAUCAAUACUACCCUUCAUUACUAUUCCACAAUGCCCCUCUUUACCCCUCCCCCAUUACCUCAAGCCUUCCCUCCCACCUCCCCUUAUUUCCCCACGAUAGGUUCAGACGAGUGCAAUGAGACAUUUGCAUUCUGUUUCAUUGGGGGUGGACAGAGCAAUGGAUGGGUUGGGAGGGGCAGAUAUGGCUUCCUUGAGAGGAAAACUCAUUUAAAGUGGUGGGGGAGCUUGUCGCUUACACUCAGACACACUCUUCUUUUACAAAAGAUUUGCAAUGUUUCAUUUUGUGUGUGUAUUGUGGACAGAGCGUGGUCACACACACACACACACUCACACACACACACACACACACACACACAUACACGUCAAGUCAUAUGGCUUUUAGCCAGUCUCUUAAGACACCAUAUUGAAGCACAGCAAGAGUGUGUUACUGACCCCCAUAGUGAGAGAGAAGGAUGACAGGAUGGUUACCGGAAUAUGUGCUGUGUAUUCCUGCGUCCUAAAUGGACAUGAAACAACACAGUGCAUCUUCCUCACAAACCCUCCUCUUCAUUCUUCUCUCUGCUUAUUUAAUUGGGUGGAAUUAUCCCUCCUUCCUCUCUAUUUUUCCUUCAGAUCUAUCAUCAGUGUAUCACUCCUUUUCUCACCGAAGCUGUGAAGAGGGUCUUUGAUUGGUUGAGGUGACAGGAGGGUGGAGCUUUCUCGCUGCAGUGUCGCACUGACAGAUCCCAAGAUAAAAUAUGGCUGCAUGUCAGUGCUUGUGUGUGUAUGUAAGUGUGAUUGUUAAGAGUAUGUGACUGUGUAUGUGUGUGUGUGUAUGUGUGUGUGUGUGUGUUUGAUGAGGCUAUGGUCACACAUCAGACCACGCCUCCACAGUGUAUGAUGUGAACAAUUAUUUUUAAUUUGCGUGAACAGACACGCACCUUUCUUGCUAUGAGUCAAGUAUUAUCUAACUAAACAUUACUAUUGUCUAUGUGUACUUAUAAAUUGUUUACUGACUGAAGAAAGAUAAAUUCUAACAUUUUGAAAAUGUUUAGUAUUUGACUGAUAAUUAGUAAUUUUAUAACUUUAAACACAAAAUACCACAUUGUAAUACACAAUUUUACUGUCAAAUCUAUGACAAUUACAAAGAAGCUGCAGUCUACACGCCGCGUACUUAAUCCAGGUUAUUUGGGGACAACUUGGGUAAGACAUGACUACAAGCAAUACUUGCAAACCUUCAGUACAUAACUGAGCACAAAAAGUGAAUAAUUACUGAAACCAAUGUAUUGGCAUUAUUAUCCCCCCCCCCUCCCCCAUGUAUUUAUAUUGUGUAUAAAGUUAAAAACUCAUGUAGCAAAGAAAACGUAAAAGUUUCUCCCAUAACACCUUUCUCCAUCUCCAUCCUCCUACCAUACAACCAGCAGUAGAUUCAGCCAUCCACUACUCUGAGCCUAAGUUGUGUCAUCAAAUCAGUUGUAAAAAGUAAAAUAAAAUUAAAAUACGACAAAAAAAAAUCACAUAAAAGGGAAAAAAAAAAACUGAAAAAAAAAAUUGAAUACAAACGUAAUCGUCAUGAAGUUAGCACUGACCCUCCUUGCCUUGCCACCCUUUUCCCCUCCAAACUCUAACCCUACCUCCCAUUCAUGAAUCUGUCUGCAACCCUGGGCAAGACCCCACACCUUCCAUUUGAAACCUGCACACCCUCCACUAACCUUUGAC